This is a messenger RNA of Corticium candelabrum, 2651 nucleotides long. RefSeq lists its product as uncharacterized. Gene Ontology annotation, cellular component: cytoplasm. The coding region runs from base 145 to 2367 and encodes 740 amino acids. Lineage: Eukaryota; Metazoa; Porifera; Homoscleromorpha; Homosclerophorida; Plakinidae. The record is from RefSeq and is a predicted model, not a curated record. The transcript has 3 exons.
CCUGGAUGACGUAGUUGUGCGAAGACUGUCACGUCAUUGUUCUCACUUUUGGCAACGAUUGCGGAGCAGUAUUGAGUGGCAGAAGCUUAGCGACAUCGACACUUAGCGUUAUUGGUACUCGUUUCUUUUGGGUCUCCUUUUUCAAUGGCGUUUGAGAACGCAGGAAGCGUUAAAAUUGAGAGAGUGGAUAUAGAUGGUGUGAGACGCAAAGCUAGAAAUUGGAUUGUGGACCCUUCCUCCUGUCAAGACGAUGAACUGCGCCAAGAAAUUCAGAAAUUGCUGAGAUUGAAGGCGUCAAAACGAUUUAAAAUUAUUGAAAUUUAUGACGUAUUUAGAAAGUCACUUGACGAGGGAAAGGACGAUUUUUCGCUCAUAGGACGUGGACUUCAGAAUGUGUUGAAGUACUGCCGCAAUGUGAUGAAGUUUCCAGAGAGACGAGAGUAUAGGACCAUCAGGACUUACACAGGAUUUUUCAAGUGUAAUGUUGAAGAGUAUUUGGUGGAAGCAAAACGUCUUUUUAAAUGGAUGGGAUUUGUAUAUGAUCCUGACAAAUGUACUCUGUCAUUGUUAUCAAAGGAUGCUCAAGCAGUUGAGGAUGUUGCCGUGGAUCUGUUAAUUGCUCAAGAGGAGACUGGGGUGAUACAAAAGCUGAAAUCUUAUUGUGAAAAUACGAAGUCAAUUGGCAUUCAAGAUGUUCUUACUGCUCGAGAGCAAGUUGAAGACUUAACAGAAGACUGGGUAGACACCCUUAGUUUUAUUGCUGAGAUUACCUGUGACAGGAACAACAAAAGAAGCCAGUCACACGUUGAAACACAACGUACUGAUCCUUCACGUCGAUUGCCAAUAUCUCAUGAAGAGGAUUGGUUUAGAUCUCACCCUGUUAAAUCACCAAUUAGAUCUCAUUUUGUUGGUAGCCCUCCCAACAAUAUCCUUACAACUCAAGAAUUUGAGGAUAUGGUGAGCAAUCUUCCUCCACCACUCACUCAUAUGUCCAAUAGCUUUAAACAGAAACAUGCUAAAGCAGAGCACGUGCCACCUUCACCUAUUGGAAUUGAUCAAGCAGAAGAGGAUGCUGACACUGAUUUACAUCAUUUAGAAGAAGAGUUGUAUUUGUCAUGCAAUGACAAAGAGAUUGCAGAUCUGCGGUCAAUGAUGUGGCGCUCUCAAACAUAUGACGGCAAUCAAAGUGUUGAUAGUUACCAAGAUACCACAAUCUUUGCUGUCAAUCAGUCGAAUAGUGAUGAGCACUAUUCUGUUCCAUACGUUGCACACACCACUCCUAGGUCUGCUGCUGCUAGCAAUGAACAUGCCUUUCAUUUAGAGAAACGUUCUGUGAACACCGAAACAUUGCCAGAUGCAGUCAAUCAAAAUAAACAUAUUUAUUUAGAUCCAGCUCAGCCUAGAAUUGAUAAUAAUGAGGUAAUCUCUUCUCAGUUGCCAUCUGACAGAGAUUCUGAACCUCGAAGUGGAUCAUUCCCACAUCCUGUUGAUGGACAACGCUCCAACAACACUGCUAGCAAACCAGUUCCUGCUCCUAGACUGGCAAAGAAGAUGGACAACAAGAGGUUGCCAGAGGCUGAGUCAGACAAAAUUGAAGUUGGCAACUCUGAUGUUGAGAAUUCUCAACAGAAUUCUGGACCUCAACGUGGCUUAUUUCUAUGUCCUGAUGAUGAACAACGCAGACAUCCAUACAACAACACUGUUGACCAACCACUUCCCACUCACCGACAGUCAAAGAAGGUAGACAACAAGAGGUUGCCAGUGGCUGAUUCUGAUCAGGUUGCUGAGGUUGGCACUACUGAUGUUGAGAAUUGUCAACAAAAUUGGGACCAUGACGAUAUGGUUGUGGUCAGCUUGAAAAAUGGCAAAACUACACAACGUGUAGAAGGUAGUGUCAACUGUGUACAGACUGCGGAACCUUAUUCUUCUAGUCAAGAUACUGACAAAAGUAAAAGGGUAGCAAGUGAACAUUAUAGUAGUGAAGGCACAAGGACAGGUGAUGAUAGAAAACUUGAACGGUGUGUUGAAGAUGCUGCAUCUCCAGAGUGCAAGAGACAUACUCAGAUGGCAGGAAUUGAUCAUAAAGAACAAUGCAAUGUUAGGAAAGUGCCAGGACUUGCAAUAAGAGUCCUUGAUUGUGAAUGGGAAUGUGAUCAUUGUAGAAGAAAAAACGUUUCUGCUGUUACUGCUUGCAACACGUGCUGCAAGAUUAGAGGUGUGAAAGAUGACAGCAGUCCAAUGGAAGGACAAGGCUGUACAUUUUGUACGUUUCAAAACCCAAAAGGAGCAAUAAGGUGCAACGCAUGUGAACAUUCAGUUGAGCUCAGGAAUCUAGGACGCUUGUUGGCCAAAGAGAGUCUUGUUUAGUGGGGAUUAACUUUUAUCAAUUUCUUGUGUAUGUAGAUCUGUCUAACUGUUGUAGUUUAUUAUUAUUAAUUGGCAGCAGCUGCAAGUAUUUUGUUAGCUAUCCGUUUAUUCUUGCUCUCUGUUACUUUGAAUUGCACUUACCCAAUACUAUAUUAUUUGCCUGUUACAUUUACAGUAUAAGCUGCGUGUUAUCUGUUUCACAACGUUGCUGUUAACUAUUUGGUAUCUAGUAUAGUUUUACGUUUUAGUCGUCCAUGAAAUAUAUUUGAGAUGGAUUAACUUGA